Messenger RNA from Colletotrichum higginsianum IMI 349063, 1773 nucleotides. RefSeq lists its product as uncharacterized. The record is from RefSeq and is a predicted model, not a curated record. The transcript has 2 exons. NCBI's taxonomy places the organism in Eukaryota, Fungi, Ascomycota, Sordariomycetes, Glomerellales, Glomerellaceae. Bases 1 to 1773 code for a protein of 590 amino acids.
AUGUCUGGACUCGAGGUGGCCGGUAUCGUCCUGGGCAGCAUCCCUCUCAUCAUCUCGGCCCUUGAGCACUACAAACAAGGCGAGUCAAUCAUCAAGAUCUGGCGUAACCACGAACGGGAAUUGAAACGCCUCAUCCGAAACCUCAAGAUAGAGCGUGUCCGGCUGCAGAACGUCUUGGAGAGGCUCCUCAUCGGUAUUGUGCCUUCAAAUCACAUUGAGCGCAUGAUUGCCGAGCCUUUUGGUCCAGCAUGGCAUCUGGAAGACGUCCAGAGGAAGAUUCAAACCCGCCUGUGGACAUCUUCCGGAGUGUUUGAAGAGAUUUUAGGGGAUUUGGACGCUGCGAUCCAGGAUAUGAUGCGACGCUUCGGUCUGAAGCCUGAUGAAGCGACGAAGGAAAAGGAUGUUUCGAGCAUGGCCCGGCAGCUUAAACGCGUCGGAUUUGCUUUCAAGUCGUCCGAUCACAGGAGCUCACUCGAGACCAUGAAGGAAUGCAUCACAGGCCUUGAAUCGAUGCUGGAGCAAAACAUCAAAAUGGAACCGCAGCGACAACAGAGAUCCCAGGGGAAAUUAAUACGGCUGCUUCGUGACGUGUCCGGCAGCGUGUAUCGUGCCCUGCGCUCCGGUUUGUUCUGUACAUGCAACCACGAUCUUCACCUGAGGCUCUCGUCGCCUUGUUCUACGGCAGGACGAGAUUCUGACGACGAGACGAUUCUCCAGAAGCUGGAAUUCGAGCUCGCGUUGACGUAUGCUACGGACUUUGACAAGCGUGGACAGCCGGUGUUGUGGAAAGGAGUAUGCCUCAGAACGCUCCCACCUGGAGCCACAUUCAACCUGGCCUCAACGCCCAAACAGCUGGAAGUCCCUCAGGUCACAAUUUCGCAACAAAAGAACUCCGGGAUCACUGUAACUGGAUUAUAUACGGCCACGGCAACGACCACCUGUAUCCAGCAAGCCACGACGACGACGGCCGUCCUCGGUGCUUUUUCGUCUCUCAACCUGGGCCCUUCCGGCGUCAAGCCUGUUCAGGGAAUCGACCUCUGCGCUGAGAUCCGCCGAAACCAGAAGCAGGUCGCCGUCGAUUGCUACGGCAUGGUUUCGGACCAGACCGGAAACAAGGUCCGGAUGUUUGGGGUUUACCCGCAGCCCAGCACGGAGAGGCCGGACUCUUGGUCCGUCGUGUCGCUCAAAGACGUUUUGGCGAACCCGUCCAAGUUCCCCCCGAUGUCUACUCCGCACAGACUACGCCUGGCACAAGUCGUAUCUUCGAGCUUGCUUCAACUACAACAGACGCCCUGGGUCCCGGACGUCCUGACAAGCCGAGACAUUGUCUUCCUGCAGAAAGGCCCGGAUGCGGAGGUCAUGUACACGGACAUAUUCAUUGCAAAGAGCCUCCCCGAGAGGGCCCCGAAAGCAUAUGCCGACAAGUCGGUAGCGAGAGGCCGCUGUCCCGCCCUGCUCUCACUUGGGAUCGUGCUCCUGGAGCUCGGCCUCGGCGGCACGAUCGAGUCAUUCCGCACCCAGGACGAGGUUCCACCAGCUGGCUCGCCGCUUCUCCUGUCCGAGUUUCGGACGGCACAGCGGCUCUUGGAGCGGCGGCAGAUUGGGAGCCAGAGGUACUCCAGCGCCGUGAAGAGGUGCUUGUGGGGAGAGUUUGAUCGGCCGGUCCUCGAUCUGAGCAAUGACGAUUUCAGGCAGGAGGUUUACGAGCAGGUCGUUGUGUUACUAGAGGACAAUUUUAAGAAUGCAAUCGGAUCUUAUAGCGUCGCUAGAUAA